Molecule: messenger RNA, 3897 nt
Organism: Spodoptera frugiperda (fall armyworm)
Lineage: Eukaryota; Metazoa; Arthropoda; Insecta; Lepidoptera; Noctuidae
Gene: Sf3b3
Product: splicing factor 3B subunit 3
Exons: 17
Coding region: 187-3843 (1218 amino acids)
Biological process (GO): mRNA splicing, via spliceosome
Cellular component (GO): U2 snRNP; nucleus
Molecular function (GO): U2 snRNA binding; protein binding
Source: RefSeq, a predicted model, not a curated record
GAACGCUAAGAAGAAAAUGCUUCUUUUUGAUUGGUGGAUCGAGCCGGUACGAAAUGGCACGUUUGACAACCGCCAUUUUGCCGACGCCUGGCUGGGGAACAGGCGCUCAAAAUAUUAUAGUGAAUAUCAAGCCGCAUUGCGGCAAUCGGCUUAUUUUUCUGAAAGGUGUAGGAUAAGACAGUCAAAAUGUAUCUCUACAAUUUGACUUUACAAGGCUCAUCGUCUAUCACACAUGCCGUACACGGAAAUUUCUCCGGUACCAAGCAGCAGGAGAUAGUGAUAUCGCGUGGGAAGACGUUGGAGCUUCUCCGGCCGGACCCAAACACCGGCAAAGUGCAUACGCUAAUGAAGGUGGAAAUAUUCGGCGUUAUCAGAUCUAUGAUGUCAUUUCGUCUCACCGGCGGCACUAAAGAUUAUAUUGUAAUUGGGUCAGAUUCUGGUCGCAUUGUGAUAUUAGAGUAUAUUCCAAAGAAGAACAUUCUUGAAAAAGUACACCAAGAGACAUUUGGUAAAUCAGGAUGUCGCAGAAUUGUACCUGGACAGUAUUUGGCCAUUGACCCUAAAGGCAGAGCUGUUAUGAUUGGUGCAAUUGAAAAGCAGAAGCUAGUAUACAUAUUGAACAGAGAUGCAGAAGCCAGACUUACAAUUUCCUCUCCAUUGGAGGCACACAAGUCAAACACAUUGGUCUACCACAUGGUUGGAGUUGAUGUCGGCUUUGAAAAUCCCAUGUUUGCCUGCUUAGAAAUUGAUUAUGAAGAAGCAGAUGCUGAUCCUUCAGGUGAAGCAGCCCAAAAGACACAACAAACCCUCACAUUCUAUGAAUUAGAUUUAGGUUUGAACCAUGUGGUCAGAAAAUAUUCCGAACCUCUUGAGGAGCAUGCAAACUUCCUUAUAACUGUGCCAGGAGGCAAUGAUGGUCCUUCUGGAGUACUUAUUUGUUCAGAGAACUAUCUUACAUACAAGAAUUUGGGAGACCAGCACGACAUUCGAUGUCCUAUCCCUCGACGCCGAAAUGAUUUGGAUGACCCAGAGAGAGGCAUGAUCUUUGUAUGCUCAGCAACACAUAAGACCAAAUCAAUGUUCUUCUUCCUGGCACAGACUGAACAGGGAGACAUUUUCAAGAUCACCAUUGAGACAGAUGAAGACAUGGUCACUGAGAUCAAGUUAAAGUACUUUGACACUGUUCCUGUGGCUACAGCUAUGUGUGUGCUCAAGACUGGCUUCUUGUUUGUGGCGUGUGAAUUUGGCAACCACUACCUGUACCAAAUUGCUCACUUGGGUGAUGAAGAUGAUGAGCCAGAGUUCAGUUCAGCUAUGCCCUUGGAGGAAGGUGACACAUUCUUCUUUGCUCCAAGACCACUGAGGAAUCUGGUGCUAGUUGAUGAAUUGGAUUCUCUAUCACCCAUAUUAGCUUGUAAAGUCGCUGAUUUGGCUGCAGAAGAUACACCUCAAGUAUAUUUGGCUUGUGGUCGAGGACCAAGAUCUUCACUAAGAGCACUUAGACAUGGUUUAGAAGUAGCUGAGAUGGCCGUCUCUGAGUUGCCUGGUUCACCUAAUGCAGUAUGGACUGUCAGAAGACACAAGGAUGAGGAGUAUGAUUCUUACAUCAUUGUGUCGUUCGUAAAUGCCACGCUUGUGCUGUCUAUCGGUGAAACGGUCGAAGAAGUCACAGACUCUGGGUUUCUGGGCACUACGCCUACGCUUAGCUGUCACGCGCUGGGGGCAGACGCACUCGUGCAAGUAUAUCCCGACGGCAUCAGGCACAUUCGAGCUGACAAACGUGUGAACGAAUGGAAAGCACCAGGGAAAAAAUCGAUCGUGAAAUGCGCAGUUAAUCAGAGACAAGUAGUUAUUGCUCUGACAGGAGGAGAAUUAGUUUAUUUUGAAAUGGACCCUACUGGUCAACUAAAUGAAUAUACAGAGAGGAAGAAAUUGUCAUCUGAUGUAUCUUGCAUGGCACUGGGAUCUGUGGCUACUGGUGAACAAAGAGCUUGGUUCUUAGCUGUUGGACUAAAUGACAACACAGUCAGGAUUAUCUCUUUAGACCCAUCGGAUUGUCUAGCCCCACGCUCUAUGCAAGCUUUGCCGGCUGGCGCGGAGUCUUUGUGUAUUGUGGAACAACCAUUUGAGUCUGGUGCAAAGUCUGCCCUACAGCUAAACAUCGGACUGAGCAACGGAGUACUAUUGAGAACUACCCUGGACUCCGUUAGUGGUGACUUAGCUGAUACUAGGACUAGAUACUUGGGGUCGAGGCCAGUGAAAUUGUUCAAAGUACGCGUGCAGGCUGCCGAGGCAGUUUUGGCUGUUUCGUCAAGAACUUGGCUUGGCUACCACUACCAGAAUCGGUUCCACCUCACCCCUCUGUCAUAUGAAUGCUUGGAAUAUGCAGCUGGAUUUAGUUCUGAGCAAUGUGCCGAAGGUAUCGUCGCCAUCUCCUCCAACACCCUCAGAAUUUUGGCGCUAGAAAAGCUGGGUGCAGUCUUCAACCAGACAUACUUGCCUCUUGAAUACACACCCAGGAAAUUCGUUAUUAAUUCAGAUAACAACAACAUAAUCAUCCUUGAGACUGAUCACAAUGCAUAUACAGAAGAAAUGAAAAAUCAGAGAAGGGUCCAAAUGGCGCAAGAAAUGCGUGAAGCUGCUGCAGGUGGUGGUCCAGAGGAACAGCAACUUGCAAAUGAAAUGGCGGAUGCUUUCCUAUCUGACACUCUUCCUGAAAACAUCUUCUCGUCGCCUAAAGCAGGAGCAGGCAUGUGGGCUUCACAAAUCCGCGUGGUAGACAUGGGUGUCAGUGGUGGUCAACCGACCACGUUGUUCAAGUUACCACUGGAACAGAAUGAGGCGGCGGUGUCCGGAUGUAUCGUGCGAUGGGCCGCGCACGCCGAGCACGCACAGGCACACUUAGUCGUGGGAGUCGCUAAAGACAUGAUCUUGUCGCCGCGAUCUUGCACGGAAGGCAGUUUACAUGUCUAUAAGAUUUAUGGCAACACGGGAAAACUAGAGCUUAUCCACAAAACACCUGUAGAUGAAUACCCUGGAGCUCUGGCGCCAUUCAACGGAAGACUGUUAGCAGGAGUAGGGCGAAUGUUAAGACUGUACGACAUCGGCAGGCGAAAGCUAUUGCGCAAAUGCGAAAACCGACACAUUCCAAACCUUAUAGCCGACAUUAAGACUAUUGGUCAAAGAAUUUUCGCAUCAGAUGUACAGGAGUCCGUAUUCUGUCUGAAAUACAAAAAGAGGGAGAAUCAGCUGAUCAUAUUUGCGGACGAUACUAAUCCGCGAUGGAUCACAAACAGCUGUAUACUGGACUACGAUACAGUCGCCAUGUCUGAUAAAUUUGGCAACGUAGCCGUGAUGAGACUGCCACAAUCUGUCACAGAUGAUGUUGAUGAGGAUCCUACUGGAAACAAAGCUCUCUGGGAUAGAGGUCUUCUGAACGGAGCUUCUCAGAAAGGUGACGUCGUUGUCAAUUUCCACGUGGGGGAGACUGUUACGACGCUGCAGAGGGCUACUCUCAUCCCUGGUGGAUCUGAAGCCCUACUGUACGCAACCGUCAGCGGUUCCCUCGGCGUACUCCUUCCGUUUACCUCUCGAGAAGACCACGACUUCUUCCAGCAUCUAGAAAUGCACAUGAGGAGUGAAAACCCGCCACUGUGUGGUCGGGAUCACUUGUCAUUUAGGAGUUAUUAUUACCCAGUAAAGAAUGUGAUAGACGGAGAUCUGUGCGAGCAGUUCAAUUCGUUGGAGCCAGCUAAACAAAAGGCGAUCGCUGGCGACUUGGAGAGAACGCCCGCUGAAGUAUCCAAAAAGUUAGAAGACAUUAGAACUAGAUAUGCGUUUUAAGUUAUGGGGGUUUAUUGUAUUAAUUUAGUAUAAGGAAUAAAACAUAAUAUAAAA